AACCCUCCAUUUCUUGCAAGUGUCAAAACCUUUCUCUCUCUCAUUUUGUUCUUGAAAAGCUUGAGUUUCUCUGUUUAUUUACUCAGAAAUUAUGGACAUGAGUCUUGUUUCCAAGGAUACUAGCUGGUGGGUCUUUACUCUUCCAGCAUUUCUUGGUUCCACAAAUUUAUUAGAUCCCUAUAUUUUGUUUUCUCUUCUUUUUUCGUUUCUUUUCCUUACAUUUCUCACUUGGAUUUUCACUUCCGGCGGUGUUGCAUGGAAAAAUGGUCGGAAUCAUAAGGGCCAUGUCCCCAUUCCUGGUCUUAGAGGCUUACCGUUCAUCGGUAGUCUCUUCACUUUAAGCCGCGGCUUAGCUCAUCGUUCUUUGGCCACCAUGGCUUGGAAACGGGCCAAUUCUCAGCUCAUGGCUUUCAGCCUCGGCUCUACUCCGGUUGUUGUAUCAUCUGAUUCUCAUAUUGCUCGUGAAAUCUUGUCUUCUCCUCACUUCGCUGACCGUCCGAUCAAACAGUCGGCUAAACUCCUCAUGUUCAGCCGAGCUAUAGGGUUUGCACCUAAUGGUACUUACUGGCGCCUCUUAAGAAAAAUUGCUUCCUCUCAUCUUUUUGCACCUAAACGUAUUGCAGCUCAUGAACCUCUCCGUCAGCAAGAAUGCUCAGUCAUGAUACGUAACAUAGCCAACGAACAGGAAACUAACAGUUUUGUUUUUUUAAGGAAACAUCUUCAAUUUGCUUCCUUAAACAACAUUAUGGGGAGUGUGUUCGGUAAGAGAUACGUCGACUCUGCGCAUGAUUAUGAUGAGCUUCAAGAGUUGAGAGAUAUGAUCAGAGAAGGAUUUGAACUGCUGGGUGCUUUUAAUUGGUGUGAUUAUUUGCCUUGGCUUAAUCACUUUUAUGACCCGUUUCGUAUAAAUGAACGGUGCUUGAAACUCGUUCCUCGAGUUAGGAAACUCGUUCGAGGUAUUAUUGAAGAGCAUAGACUCGGGGGGUUGAGAAAAGAGAGUGAUAGCUGUGAUUUUGUUGAUGUUUUGCUGUCUCUGGACGGUGAGGAAAAGCUCCAAGAAGAUGACAUGGUUGCUGUUUUAUGGGAAAUGAUAUUUAGAGGAACUGAUACAACAGCACUGUUGACAGAGUGGGUAAUGGCGGAAUUGGUAUUAAAUCCUGCAAUUCAAGAAAAGCUACACCAAGAACUAGACAAAGCAGCUGCCAACUUGACAGACACAGAAGUGGCAAACUUACCCUAUUUACAAGCUGUACUCAAGGAAACUCUUAGGGUUCACCCACCUGGGCCCCUCCUAUCGUGGGCCCGCCUCUCCACAUCAGAUGUCCACCUCAGCAACGGAAUGACCGUACCAAUCAACACUACUGCAAUGAUCAACAUGUGGGCAAUCACUCAUGACAGUCAAGUGUGGGCAGAUCCAUGGGAAUUCAGACCAGAGAGGUUCAUAGAAGCUGACGUGGACGUAAGGGGAGGUGAUCUGAGACUUGCACCGUUCGGCGGUGGCCGUAGAGUGUGCCCGGGGAAGAACCUAGGGCUAGUGACUGUGGGCCUCUGGGUGGCUCAGUUGGUGCACCAUUUCAAAUGGGUUAACCAUGUGGCCCACCCGGUUGAUCUUACUGAAGUGUUGAAGCUGUCUUGUGAGAUGAAGCAUCCACUGCAUGCUGUGGCGUUGAAGAGGAGGAAUUAGGGUUUGUAUGGAGUUAUUAUUAGUUAUUCAUAUAAAUUUUUGUUUGGUGUGGGUUUAGCUAAUUAAUCAUUUAUUAGUUCAUAGGCUAUAUAUAUAGUUUAGUAUGCUCAGAAUUAUUUCUGUUGUGAAUAAUCUAUAUAUGUUGGUAUGGAUUGAAAUAGGGACUCCAGUUUUGUGUGGUUUUCUGCAUGGGGUUUCCUCUGUUUUAUUACUACUUGAUUUCUUUAUAUAUUAUGGAUUUUAUCA
This is a messenger RNA of Mercurialis annua (annual mercury), 1930 nucleotides long. RefSeq names its product cytochrome P450 78A7. The transcript has 2 exons. Bases 92 to 1684 code for a protein of 530 amino acids. The record is from RefSeq and is a predicted model, not a curated record. Gene Ontology annotation, molecular function: monooxygenase activity; iron ion binding; oxidoreductase activity, acting on paired donors, with incorporation or reduction of molecular oxygen. NCBI's taxonomy places the organism in Eukaryota, Viridiplantae, Streptophyta, Magnoliopsida, Malpighiales, Euphorbiaceae.